Molecule: messenger RNA, 11508 nt
Organism: Drosophila busckii
Lineage: Eukaryota; Metazoa; Arthropoda; Insecta; Diptera; Drosophilidae
Gene: Hml
Product: hemocytin
Exons: 26
Coding region: 1-11472 (3823 amino acids)
Cellular component (GO): extracellular region; extracellular matrix
Molecular function (GO): protein binding; chitin binding
Source: RefSeq, a predicted model, not a curated record
AUGGCAAGUAAAGUGUUUUACUUUUUUGUGUGGCUGCUAAUUUUCAGCAAUGUAUUUGCCGAAUAUGGAGAUAUUGUGAUGACAGAUGAUGAUGAUAUAAACCCUGUAGUUGAAGCCUCACCGGACGCUGCCGAUAAUAAGCGCGCCGGACGUCACUUAACAUUCAAGGUCCGAGCACCAGCAACGAGUUCGCGCUAUAGCUACAGCAAUGGCGGAGAUGCGGCUGGUGCUCAAGGUGGCUAUGGAGCUCCAUUCCUGGAUGCCGUGAAGACUUCCAAAACGCGUUUUGUGAACAAUGCACUGGGUUUGCUGGGCUUUGGCAAAGGCACUGCUCAAGGCAACUUUUAUGGUAGCUCUCAGCUGCAGUUGUCUGCGUUUGGCAAGUGCGCCCCACUCUUGCUGCCACAAAAUGUGCUCUACCGCUGCGAUAAUGUCGGCAAGUGCCAAGUUUAUUGUCCGGAUGGUUACACCUUUAAUCAGCACACCAAAGUGCUGGAUUUGUUUUGCAGCGGCAAUGAUGGCUGGAUUGUCCGCGACUCCGAGUAUACGAAGAUACCGCCUUGUCAGGCUAUUUGUAUGCCACAGUGUGAGAAUAAUGGCAUCUGCUUGCAAUCUGGUUUGUGUCAGUGUGCCGAGAACUAUUACGGUCCGUUAUGUCAAUAUAAGAAAUCAGUGUGUGCCGCCAAGCCAAUUUUGCCAAAGAACUCGAAAAUUAGCUGCAAGCAAAAUAUGUGCAAUGCCCAAUGUAUGCGUGGAUUUCAGUUUCCGGAUGGUAGCAGCAUUACCAACAUUGAAUGCCGCGAUGGCCAAUGGAUUCACACCAAAACUGGACUUAACAAAGUCCCCGACUGUGGGCCAACCUGUACGCCAGCCUGCCAGAAUAACGGUCAAUGUAUCAGCGCCAAUGUAUGCCAGUGCUCAAAGAUGCAUCGUGGUGCCUUCUGUCAAUAUAGCAUAACCAGCUGUAAUGUAACCAACACAAAUUUCAAUGGUAACUACAAGUGCGCCUAUGAUAGGGACGAGGCACGCUGCACUUUUACCUGCCCGGAAGUGCCUGGCUUGAGGGUGGAGGGACGCUUGAAUAUUGAAUAUAGAUGUCCAUAUCAAACGGGUGUAUAUGCACCAGCUCCGUUGCCUAGGUGCAUUUAUCCACCUGGCUAUAGCAUGACAGGGAGUAACACUCAAAUUUCGCACUCCCAGCAAGCAGGACGCACUUACCAUGGCGCCUUUAGCGGAGAGGUUAGAUCUGAGCUACGAAGCCAGCGUGAGAUAUUGCUCGCUUUGCUAGCCAAGUACAAGGAUCUGGAACAUAGAAGCGAGUGGUGGUCGUCGGAGGAAACCAUAUCAACGCCGGGUAGCUAUUCCUUGUAUAUCAGCAGUGAAAAGAAUUUGGUUAUAGAUAAAACGCCCAGAUCGGCCAUGUGCACCACCUGGGGUGGCAUUAAUAUGAAGACCUUUGAUGGAUUGGUGUUUAAAGCGCCUUUGUCCUGUUCACACACUUUGAUCAUGGAUAAAGUAUCUGGAACAUUCGAUAUAACUUUGAAGGCGUGUCCUUACGGCUCUGGCUAUGGCUGUGCACAUACUCUAAAGAUCUUAUGGCAAUCGGUGCUCUAUACUUUGGAGAACUUAAAUGGCACAAUGCGUAUGAGCACACCAACUAAACAGCUGCCCAUACCUGUGCAGGUGAUGGGCAUGAAGGUUUUGCCUGUAGCGCAACAUGUGCAAAUCGAACUGGAGUCCAUUGGUCUUAAGUUGGACUGGGAUCACCAUCAGUAUGUGGCAGUGCACGCUGGGCCGGCCAUGUGGGGAAAAGUUGGUGGUCUUUGUGGCACGCUCGAUGGCGACUACAACAAUGAUUUAAUGUCUAAGACGGGCAAGAAGUUGGAAACUAUUAAAGCCUUUGCGGAUGCCUGGCAUGUGGAUGACAGCAAUGAAAUGUGCCGCGUGGAAAACGCUGCUGAGCUAGAGUUCGGCAUGGAGUCCUGCGAGCAAAGCAAGCUGCAAAAGGCAGUGGGCAUCUGUGAGCGCUUGCUGGCUAAUGAAAAGCUAAGCGAUUGCAUUAAGCCGUUUAACUACGAGGCGUUGAUACGCAGUUGCGUUGAGGAUUACUGCAACUGUGCGAAACGUGAUCAGCCCGAGAGCUGCAACUGUGAUGCAAUUGCUAUGCUAGCCAAGGAAUGCAUGUUUAAGGGCGUACAAUUGCAGCACGGCUGGCGCAAUUUAGAAAUUUGCCCUAUCAGCUGCGGCUUUGGUCGUGUCUAUCAUGCCUGUGGCCCUGAGGUGGAGCCCACUUGUGAGUCGGAUGUGAUGACCAUUGCGACCGGCAAAGGUAAAUGCAACGAGGGGUGCUUCUGUCCCGAGGGCACAGUGCAGUACAAAGAUGCUUGCAUUACGCGCGAGUUGUGUCCUUGCACUCUGCGCGGUCGUGAGUUCAAGCCAGAGGCUACGGUCAAAAAGAACUGCAAUACCUGCACCUGCAAAGAUGGACAAUGGAAAUGCACGGAUGACAAGUGUGGUGCGCGUUGUGGCGCCAUAGGUGAUCCUCAUUACCAAACUUUUGAUGGCAAGCGUUACGAUUUCAUGGGCAAGUGCUCCUACUACUUGGUAAAGUCUGGAAAUCUUUCCGUGGAGGCAGAAAAUGUCGCCUGCUCGGGCGCAGUGUCCGAAGCUCUUAGCUAUGCAGCACCCGAUGAUCCUUCCUGCACCAAGUCCGUCACCAUACGCUUCCUGCUGCGUGAUGGCACGCCGACCACUAUCAAGCUUGAUCAGGGCCUAAACACUGUUGUCAAUGAUAAGCCCAUAGCCAAGCUGCCCAAGAUGCUGGGCAUAGGAGAGGUGCUCAUACGACGCGCUAGCUCCACAUUUUUAACGGUUGAGUUUGCCGGCGGCAUACGCGUCUGGUGGGAUGGCGUAUCGCGUGUGUAUAUUGAUGCACCACCCAGUAUGCGUGGAGAGACACAAGGAUUGUGUGGCACAUUCAACUCGAAUACGCAGGAUGAUUUCCUUACACCCGAAGGCGAUGUGGAAACUGCUGUGGAAGCAUUUGCGGACAAGUGGCGCACAAAGGACACUUGCCAGUUCGGGGCGGAGACACCUCAAGGGCCGCAUCCCUGUUCCCUGAGUCCGGAGAAGAAGGUCGUGGCGGAGAAGCACUGCGAGUGGCUGCUCCAGGAAGUAUUCCAGGAGUGUCAUUUCAUGGUUGAGCCGGAACAGUACUAUGAGAAUUGCUUGUACGACACCUGCUCCUGUAAGGACGCUCCAGAGAAGUGCUUCUGUCCCAUACUCUCCGCCUACGGCACGGAGUGUAUGCGUCAGGGCGUUAAGACUGGUUGGCGCAUGUCGGUCAAGGAGUGUGCUCCCAAGUGUCCCAUGGGUCAGGUGUAUGAUGAAUGCGGUGAUGGCUGCGCUCUAAGCUGCGAUGAUUUGCCCAGCAAGGCCAGCUGCACUAGGGAAUGCGUCGAGGGCUGCCGCUGUCCACAUGGCGAGUACAUAAAUGAUGAGGGCGUCUGUGUGCCCAAGCACAAGUGUCACUGCAGCUUUGACGGCAUGACCUUCCGUCCGGGAUACAAGGAGGUGCGUCCUGGCGAAAAGUUCAUAGACCUGUGUACUUGUAUGGAUGGCGUUUGGGACUGCCAAGAUGCUGAUCCAGGCGAUGAUAUCAAAUAUCCACCUUCCUCGGAGCUGCGCAGCAAGUGCGCCAAGCAACCCUAUGCCGAGUUUACCAAGUGCGCACCCAAAGAGCCCAAGACCUGCAAGAACAUGGACAAAUACGUGGCAGACUCCACGGAAUGCCUGCCCGGCUGCGUCUGUAUGGCGGGCUACGUGUUUGACACCACGCGCCAGGCUUGUGUACUGCCCCAGAACUGCUCAUGUCAUCAUGCUGGUAAGAGCUACGAUGAUGGCGCUAAGAUCAAGGAGGAUUGCAAUUCGUGCGUCUGCCAAGCCGGUAACUGGAAGUGCUCCACCGAAGGCUGCGAAUCCGUCUGCAGCGUCUGGGGUGACUCACACUUUACCACCUACGAUGGCCAUGACUACGAUUUCCAAGGCGCCUGCGAUUACGUGCUCUCCAAGGGCGUCUUUGACAAUGGCGAUGGCUUCACAAUAACCAUACAGAAUGUACUUUGCGGCACCAUGGGUGUGACCUGCUCCAAGUCCUUGGAAAUCGCGCUCAGUGGCCGCGUGCAGGAGUCUUUGCUACUUAGCAAAGACGCCACCUACAGUGUGGAUCCCAAUAAGUCGGCUAUUAAGAAGCUGCGCGACAGUGUGAAUAGCAAAGGUCACAAUGCCUUCCACGUUUAUAAGGCUGGAGUAUUUGUUGUCGUGGAGAUAAUUCCGAUCAAGUUGCAGGUGAAGUGGGACGAGGGUACGCGGGUUUAUGUAAAGUUGGGCAACGAGUGGCGCAACAAGGUGAACGGACUAUGUGGCAACUAUAAUGGCAACAGCCUGGACGAUAUGCAGACGCCUUCGCUGGGCCUGGAGACAAGUGCUCUGCUGUUCGGACAUUCCUGGAAGCUGCAGCCGCAUUGCGCAGCGCCAGUGGCCCCAAUCGAUGCCUGCCGUAAGCAUCCGGAGCGAGAGACUUGGGCGCAGCUGAAGUGUGGCGCUUUGAAAUCGGAACUGUUUGCGCCUUGUCACGCCGAGGUGCCGCUGGAGCGUUAUCUGAAGCGCUGCAUUUUCGACACAUGUGCAUGCGAUCAGGGUGGCGACUGCGAGUGUCUUUGCACGGCCGUUGCGGCCUAUGCUGAUGCCUGCGCCCAAAAGGGCAUCAACAUACGCUGGCGUACGCAGCACUUCUGUCCCAUGCAAUGUGAUCCACACUGCUCCGACUAUAAGGCCUGCACGCCAGCUUGCGCUGUAGAGACUUGCGACAAUUUCCUGGAUCAGGGCAUAGCGGAACGCAUGUGCAAUCGCGAGAAUUGCAUUGAGGGCUGCCACAUCAAGCCUUGCGAGGCUGGCUAUAUCUAUUUGAACGAUACCUAUCGCGACUGUGUGCCCAAGGCGGAGUGCAAGCCCGUUUGCAUGGUCAAGGAUGACAAGACCUACUACGAAGGCGACAUCACAUUCCAGGACGAAUGCGCCACAUGUCGCUGCUCGAAACGCAAGGAAAUCUGCAGCGGCGUCAAGUGCGAUGACCCGGCGCUAGUCACGCAGCCACCAGUUAUAGAAGGCAUCACGGAAAGACCUAUGGCCACGCAGAACUCAACCAAGUGCGUGCUGGGUUGGACGCGUUGGUUUGACAAGGAUGCGGAUGCCUCAGAGAAGACGGUACGUCUGAACGAUGAGGAGAAGCUACCGCGCUAUGAUCGCCUCGAGAGUGUCUAUGGCACCUGUCUAAAGCAGUACAUGACCAAGGUGGAGUGUCGCGUCAAAAACACGCAUGAACCCCCGGAGCAGAUGGAUGAGAAUGUGGUCUGCAGCCUGGCGGAGGGCCUGCGUUGCAUUGGCAAGUGCCAUGACUACGAGCUGCGCGCUUUUUGUCAAUGCGAGGGUGAGGAGGCGCCUACUACACCAGCGCCCGUGGAGCAGCCAAAGAUUGGCAGCGACUGCGAUGUGGGGCUUGUGGAGUAUAAGGAAUAUCCCGGUGAUUGCCACAAGUUCCUGCACUGCCAACCCAAGGGCGUUGAGGGUGGUUGGGUCUAUGUGGAGAAGACCUGCGGCGAGUUCAUGAUGUUCAAUCCGGUUAUGUUCUUCUGUGAUCACAUUGCCACCGUGCAGGAGUUGAAUCCCAAAUGCGGCAAACCCAAGCUUGAGACAGAUUUGGAGCAAUGUGAUGAGGGCAAAGUCUGGUCCGACUGCGCCAAUCAAUGCGAACAUACUUGCCACUACUUUGGCAGCAUUCGGCGCAAGCGUGGUCUCUGCCAGGCCGACGAGCAUUGUAAACCUGGAUGUGUAGACAAACUGCGCCCAGACUGCCCUAAACUGGGCAAAUUUUGGCGCGACGAAGACACCUGCGUGCAGUCCGAUGAAUGUCCCUGCAUGGACUCCUCUGAAAAGUAUGUGCAACCUCAUCAGCCAGUUAUUUCCGAUCUCGAGAUUUGCCAGUGCAUGGACAACGCGUUCACUUGCAUAAUCAACAAGCUCGAAUCACCGCCAGCGACAGAGACACCGGAGAUCUUUGAACCUAUUGUGCCCAUUGUACCUAUCACACUCUCGCCCCCACUGCACUGCGCUCCAGAGCGAUUGAUACCAAUGGUUGAGAAUGGCGCACAGUCUUUGCCCGACAUGAUUUUUAAUGCCAGCUCACAGCUGGCGCCAGAGCAUGCGCCGCAAAAGGCGCGACUGCGCAAGCAAAAUGAUGGAUGCUGGAUGCCACAGAUAAAUGAUCAAAUGCAAUACCUGGAACUGAACUUUGGACACCCUGAGCCAAUUUAUGGUGUGGUCAUGGCAGGUAGUCCCGACUUUAACAACUAUGUGACGCUCUUUAAGAUACUGCAUAGCCAUGAUGGCAUUGCCUAUCACUAUCUGGUGGACGAAACAGAGAAGCCACAAAUGUUCAAUGGACCGCUGGACUCGCGUGCGCCAGUACAAACUCUUUUCAAGAUACCUAUCGAAGCCAGCUCGCUGCGCAUAUAUCCCUUGAAAUGGCAUGGCUCCAUUGCUAUGCGCGUGGAGUUAUUGAUUUGUGGUGAAGUGUCCACGGAGCUGCCACCCUUGACGUUGCCGACGAGCACCGAGCAUCCGCCCAUGCACAUGGAGCAGGAGUGCAUGGAUGAGCUGGGCGUUGACAAGGGUGUAAUGCAUGAGCAGCAGCUAAGGGCAAGCAGUCUCUGGCAGCCAACAGCGAAGAAACCACAUCUGGUGGAACUACUAAAGUUGUCGACACCAACGGCGUGGCGUCCACUCGCCAACUCACUUAACGAGUUUAUUGAAUUUGAUUUCCUAGAUCCACGCAAUGUAUCUGGCUUCGUAACCAAAGGCGGUGCUGAUGGCUGGGUAACUGGCUACAAAGUUUUGUUCUCUAAGCAUAAGCCCACCUGGAAUACAGUGCUGGCGCCCAACGGACAGCCACGCAUUUUUGAGGCUAAUGUGGAUGCACAUACGCCACGCACGCAUCAUUUCAAGAAACCUCUGCUGACGCAGUACAUCAAACUGGUGCCCAUCAAGUGGGAACGCAAUAUUAAUAUGCGCAUAGAGCCCUUGGGCUGCUUCAAGCCAUAUCCUGUGGUUAAGGAGGAAAUUAAGGAGACUUUGGUGGAGCCCAGCACUUGCAAUGUGUGCACUGGCAUUGCUGCCCCUAGCGACAAGAGCAAGUGUCUCUGCAGUCCUGAGCUCUACUGGGAUGGCGCCAAAUGUGUCCAGCGUAAUCUGUGUCCUUGCGUGGAGAACUAUGUGAGCUAUCCCAUUGGUAGCAUGUUUGAGAACGCUGCUUGCGAGGAAUGCGUCUGCGUUUUGGGUGGACGCCACAAUUGUAAGCCCAAGAAAUGCCCCAACUGCGAGCAGCGUCAUCUGCGUCCAAUCAUAACAAGCGAUUGCUUCUGCAAGUGUGAGCCUUGUCCCAAGCAGCAGCGUUUGUGCCCCUCUAGCGGGGACUGCAUACCCGAGGUGCUUUGGUGCAAUGGCGUGCAGGACUGUGCGGAUGAUGAGGAUGCCAGCUGUCGGGAUUCGUUUACUGUGGAGCCGGACUAUAAGCGCGAGAAGAAUGAGACUACUGUUAUCACCUGCCCAGCGCCUGUUUGUCCACCACAAAUGAAGCUUAAAAUUAUUGAGAAGAAGGCGCGCAAAAUGUCCAAGAUCUUUACCUUCCAUAAGCAGGUCUCCAUUGUGGAUGAUGGUGUUAGCAUUACCAAGACCAAGUUUGUGUCGUCUAAAGAGCAACUGCUGGCUAUGCCACAUGCUGAUGCAGAGUACCAGGAGGAGGAGGAGUGCAGCGAAUUCACUUGUGUGCCCAUACCCAACAAGGAGGUAAACAAAAAUGAAACCAUUACCUGCGUCGAGCCCAAGUGUCCCGAGAAAUACGAUAUCGAGCUCGACAUGAGCAACUCCAAGGCGGGCGAUUGCCUCAAAUACACCUGCGUGCUGCGUCCCAACAAGGAUGACGUUUGCGAAAUCAGCGGCAAGAGCUUCACAAGCUUCGAUGGCACUAUCUUCAAGUAUAGUCCCUGCAGUCACAUCUUGGCGAGAGACAUACACAAUAGCAGCUGGAGUAUAUCAGUGCAUCAGCAGUGCAGCGACGAGUCACGUAAAGUGUGCCAUAAGGUGGUCACCAUACAGGAUCUGCAGGCAGGCAAUCAGCUGGUGCUCUUGCCGCAGUUGAAGCUCAAGUUCAAUGGCUUUGACUUUACGGUGGAGCAGCUCAUCAACUCGCCCAUAUGCAAAGCCUCCUUUGUGGUCUCACAGCCUGGCAAAACCCUGCUGGCUGUGUCCACUAAAUAUGGCUUUUGGGUGCAGCUAGAUGACAUUGGCAUAGUCAAAGUAGGCAUCUCCUCCAAGUUCUUGCGCACUGUUGACGGCCUAUGUGGUUACUAUAACGGCAACCCUAAGGAUGAUAAGCGCACGCCCGAUGGCCAAGUGUUGGCCAAUACGGAGAAGUUUGGCAACAGCUGGUACGACAAGCGCAUACCCAAGGAACAGUGUGGCGAUCUGAAGUGCAGUCGACAACUGCAGGCCAAGGCGCUGCAACUAUGCAGCAUUAUCAAUCAUCCAAGCUUUGGCAUGUGUCAUAAGGCUGUCAACUACAAACAGUUCUCGAACAACUAUUGCCUGGAGGCUGCCUGCGAUUGUCUGCAGGCCAACAAUGGCGAUGCGAGCGCUUGCAAGUGCAGCAUACUGGAGAGCUUUGUGAAGAAAUGUUUGAGCGUGAACCCGUUGGUGCAGCUCAGCACCUGGCGUGCAGUGCAUCAGUGCGACAUCAGCUGUCCGGAGAACUCGGUGCACACAGACUGCUACAAGCGACGCUGCGAGCCUUCCUGUGAUAAUUUGCACAGCGACGAUUGCCCUGUGCUGCCGGAUGUCUGCUUCCCAGGCUGCUACUGCCCAGAGGGCACAGUGCGCAAGGGACCGCAUUGUGUACCCAUUGCCGACUGCAAGGAUUGUGUGUGCAAGGCUCUGGGCAGCUCCAAGUACAUGACGUACGAUCGCAAGAGUUUCAGCUUUAACGGCAAUUGCACGUAUCUAAUAUCGCGGGAUGUGGUGCUGCCAGGCGUGCACACGUUCGAGGUGUAUGCGAGUAUGGAUGACUGCAAGCAGUUGGGCUUACCCAACGCCAUCGAAGGCGGCACCUGUGCCAAGACACUGCAUAUACUGAAUGGGGAUCAUCUUAUACAUGUACAGCGUCCAGCCAAGCAGCUCAAGGCCUUGCAGCUGCUUGUCGAUGGCUUUGAAGUGAAGCAGCUGCCAUACAAGGACAGCUGGAUAACAGCCCGUCAAGUGGUGGGCAAGGAGCUGGUGAUAACGCUCCCUGAAUCACAUGUGGAACUUACAGCAGCCUUUGAGGAUUUGACUUUUACGCUGAGCGUGCCAAGCAUUAAGUAUGGCAGCAAGCUGGAGGGUCUCUGCGGUGAUUGCAAUGAAGAUGCUGGCAAUGAUAUGCAGCCGAACCCUGCAAAGCAUAAGCCUGGCAUGGAUGUCAUAGAAAGCUGGCAGGCCGAUGAGCCCAAGCUGGGCUUGACUGAUGCUCAGCAGUGUCUGAGCGCGGCGCCGCCCAAGGACAACUGCGUAGCACUGCCGAAGGAGAAGGAUCCGUGCCAGCAGUUCAACGAUGAGCAGCUGUUCGGCAAGUGUUCACUUGUCGUAGAUCCCUCGCCUUACGUGAGUGCCUGCCAGCAGGAUUUGUGCAAGCCUGGCAAUAGUCAGCAGGGCGUCUGCAUGUCAUUGGCCGCCUAUGCCAAGGAGUGCAACAAGCAGGGCAUCUGCACAAACUGGCGUCACCCGGAGCUCUGUCCCUAUGACUGCCCCAGCGACAUGGAAUACCAGGCUUGUGGCUGUGCCAUGAACUGUGAUACCAUCAAGGCGCUCUCCGACUUCGAUGCGGUCAAUGUGAAGACACAGGCAGUGUUCCAUACUCUCAGCAGCGAUGAAAUGUGCCUCAGCUCGGAGCGUUUCGAAGGCUGCUUCUGUCCCACCGGUCAAGUCAUGGACAACGGCAAGUGCAUACCAGAGGCGGCAUGCAACAAAUGUGACGAUGGCCUGCACUUGCCUGGUGACAAGUGGCAGCAGGACAAGUGCACCGACUGUGCGUGUGAUCUUAAGGGCAAGAGCACGUGCGUUCAGAAGAAGUGUCAGGUGGAGGAAAACAUCUGCGCUGAGGGCUACAAGCCCUCAGUCAUUGCCAGCGUUGAAGAGUGCUGUCCGCGAUAUCGUUGCGUGCCCGAAACCAAAACGUCGGCCAAACUUUGCCUGGAGCCCAUGAUGCCAGUCUGCGGGCCAGGACAAUUCAAGAAGCAAAAAACUGAUGUCAACGGCUGUCCACAGUACAUAUGCGAAUGCAAGCCAAAGGAGGAGUGUGAUCCUCUGCUGCCGCCUCGUGUGCUGCUGCCUGGUGAGCAGUUGGUUAAGGUGGAGGAGGGCUGCUGCCCCACACAGAAGAUUGUGUGCAAGUCGGAACAGUGUCCAGCAGCACCUGAUGUCUGCCUGCAACGCUUCUACGAGGUUAGCACAGUACAUCCUGCAGAUGCCUGUUGUCCCACACAUAAAUGCGUACCCCCUAAGAGCCUCUGCAUAGUGAAAUACGAAGAAAGUACCGCCAGCAGCUUUACCAAGCAGAUUGGCGACAAGUGGCAGCAUGCCAAGGAAGUGUGCAAGCAGGAGCAGUGCGCCUAUGGUCCUGAUGGCAAUGCUCAGGUCGUUAGCACACUGGAACGCUGUGAUACCGACUGCCCGACUGGCCAUAGCUAUCAAAAGCUGGACAAGAGCAAAUGCUGUGGCGAGUGCGUGCAGACCGCUUGCAUAUUCGAGGAGAAACUCUAUGAACCCAACGCGUCAUGGAGCUCGCCAGACAAUUGUACGCACUACCUUUGCCUGCAAAAUGACAAACUACUUAUGGUCAGCUCCUCCGUGGAUGUCUGCCCAGAUGUGACCAAUUGUCCCAAGCAUUUGCUGCAUGCGGAGGGCUGCUGCAAGUACUGCAAAGACGAGCCUGUUGUUGAAAAUCUAUCUACGUGCCUGCCUGUUUCGCGUGCUGAGGCAGAGACCAAGGAGCUAAUUAAGUUUACCAAACCUGGUCAUGGUAUUUGUGUCAAUGCCGAGCCCAUCAAGGGCUUUACGGACUGUGAGGGCAGCUGUAGCUCUGGCUCCAAGUACAACACCUUAACGGAUGUGCAUGAAAAGUUCUGCACCUGCUGCAGCAUCAAGUCCUAUAAAACCAUAUCCGUGAAAAUGAUGUGUGCUGAUAGUUUCAGUUACACGCAACGCCAUGAGGUGCCUUCGAAUUGCGGUUGCUCGCCUUGCUCGGAGUUCUCAGAUAGCCUCAUAGAUGUGCGCAUGCAAGGAACACGUCCUGCAAACAGUCCCUUGAUUCAGUUGCUUGGUCAUUAAGCGAUACUUGACCAAGAUUACCCUUAAGUUAUAAUA